This is a messenger RNA of Delphinapterus leucas (beluga whale), 2028 nucleotides long. Its product is annotated as glutathione S-transferase Mu 1. The record is from RefSeq and is a predicted model, not a curated record. Gene Ontology annotation, molecular function: glutathione transferase activity. Gene Ontology annotation, biological process: glutathione metabolic process. Lineage: Eukaryota; Metazoa; Chordata; Mammalia; Artiodactyla; Monodontidae.
GGGUUGGGAGCGUGGGAGGGGACCCGGAGCACAGAAAGUCGCGCGGUUAAACCUCAUGUCUGUCCUUUGUCCCGGCUAUCUCUCCCAGCUGGCUCACGCCAUCCGCCUGCUCCUGGAGUACACAGACUCAAACUAGGAGGAGAAGAAGUACCCGCUGGGGGACGCUCCCAACUAUGACAGAAGCCAGUAGCUGAAUGAAAAAUCCAAGCUGGGCCUGGACUUCCCCAAUCUGCCCUACUUAAUUGAUGGGGCUCACAAGCUCACCCAGAGCAACACCAUCCUUUGCUACAUUGCUCGCAAGCACAACAUGUGUGGGGAGACAGAGGAAGAGAAGAUUCGCGUGGACGUAUUGGAGAACCAGGUUAUGGAUGUCCGCUUGUGCAUGGCCAUGAUCUGCUACAGCUCUGACUUUGAGAAACUAAAGCCUGAUUACUUGAAGGAGAUCCCUAAAACGAUGAAGCUCUUCUCAGAUUUUCUGGGGAAGAGGCCCUGGUUUGCAGGGGACAAGCUCACCUAUGUGCAUUUCCUGGCGUACGACAUCCUUGACAUGCACCGCACAUUUGAGCCCAGGUGUCUGGAUGAAUUCCCAAACUUGAAAGACUUCACUUCCCGUUUUGAGGGCUUGAAGAAGAUCUCUGCCUACAUGAAGUCCAGUUGCUUCCUCCCAGGCCCUCUGUUUCUAAAGACUGCCAUGUGGGGCAACAAAUACUGCCCUGUAACCAGGAGACGGGAGUGAGGAGCCAUUGUCCUGGAGACCAGGUGGACCUCCCUGUGCACAGAACCAUCUGUCUUUUUCUUUCUCCUUCUUUUCACUCUAGAUGCCGUCUUGGCCCCCUUUAUCUCCCUCCCAACCCCCUUUUCAUCCAUCCUUUAUUCAGUUCCCCACUCUUCUUCAGCAAAGUUCCUCCCCCACCCCACAUUAUCCCUCCUGCACUAAAGCCAACUAGACUAUCCUUCCUUUCCAUGGUUGCUUCUGCUGUGAGGAGCCCGACCAGACCCCUGGCCCACAGAGCUCUGCUCUGAGCUCCCACCACUGCCCUGAAGAUCAGAAUUGGCCUGGUGUGCAGGUGCAGGCCCUGCCUCCCAGUGUGGUUCCUGCCCAGCCCUGUCUGAUCCCCAGUAAAGCCUUAAUGAUACCUGCUGUGUCUUGUCUUAUGCCCUCCUGGCUUCCUGGAGUCACGACUGACUGUUGGGUGUGUGUGGGUGUCCAUUUUUCCUUCUGUUGUCCACUGCAGAGGCUCCGUGGAUGGGCAUGCAUGUGUGUGUGUGGUGGGGGGUUGGGGACAGGUGGGAUUAUACUAUUGCUUGCUCCUUUCUAUUUCUACUUCAUGUACCUCUGUUCUUUAGCAUGGGGUCUUUACAGAAGGGGGGCCCUUCUGUGCCUGGUUCCCUCCUUAAUUCAGCAUUCAUGGGAAGCCUCCUGUCAGCUUGUGGUACUCUGUGUCAUGGCUCAGGGGGCUCUUGGGUGGGCUGGGGAAGGGGUUUGAGGACUCUACUGAUAGUGUGGGAUCCUGGUGGCCUACCUUCUGUCACCCUUUCCUGGAGGCUGUCCCUGCUUUAGAUACCCUUCAUCUGUGUUCUUAUAUCUCAAUAAAACAUACCCCCACUGUAUUAUAAUUGUUGUUUUACUUGUUUUGCUCUCCAACUCAACCAUAAAGUCAUUGAGGAGAGAAUCCAUGUCUUAUUUGACUUUAUACUUAUAUCUAUCAUACUGCCUGGUGCACAAUAAACAUGUAAUGAAAUUUGGAAAUUUGGAAAAAGAAUUAUCUCUAGUUAAAGCCCUGGCGAACUCUACAGCCACUAUAUGGAUUUAGAGCCUUGGAUAUAGUUAUCUCAGCCAUCUGAGAUAAAGAAUACAUUUCAGAAGGUUUAAAAUCUGCAGGUCUGGGGGAAAGCCAUUAGCUCUCUCUAACUUAAGCAUUUAGUAGGCUGUAGCUGCCCCUUGGACGUCUUGAUCUGAAAUGGGCAGGCCUAGUGGGCUGGGUCAAGUGUAGCCACUCCGUGCAGUCAGGAGGUCGCGUGGCCAUU